Messenger RNA from Exophiala viscosa, 1021 nucleotides. RefSeq lists its product as uncharacterized. NCBI's taxonomy places the organism in Eukaryota, Fungi, Ascomycota, Eurotiomycetes, Chaetothyriales, Herpotrichiellaceae. Bases 239 to 856 code for a protein of 205 amino acids. The transcript has a single exon. The record is from RefSeq and is a predicted model, not a curated record.
CGAGAAUCCUUCAGCAUCGUAGCCGAAGCAUGGUGAGCCUGAAUGGCCAUGAACUGGAAUGUCCUUGUGAAACGACGCCAUAGUCUCUGUCAACGAACUGGAAGACGUGAGAAGAAAUCUUCAUCUGUCGCCUCAAAGUCGAGAAAAUCCCCCAGACGAGAACAUCGGAACCAUCCCCGCAGUGCUUAGGGCAACAGGUGACUCCUAGCCUAGGGGGGCCGGAUCGUAGGGAUGCCACAUGCCUGUCCGACUCGCGACGCAUCGAGCGCGUCUGUUUCACAGUCAAGAAAUACCUCGCUCAUAUUCCCAGCUUCCCUCCAAAAUGACCACACUCUUUUCUGACAAAGAUUCCCUUCGUCUCCAUUCCAUCAUGUCUCCGUGUUCAAAUAAAUUCCUGAGAAGCACUCACCACAAAGCGCCUUGGCCUUUGCACUUGAGGGGAGACACGCGGCUCUCCAAGACAUACAGGGGCCUAGGACUGGCCUGUGACUGGCCAAGCGCACUCAUUCAGCGGCUAGAUGCUCACCGCUUGCAAGCCCAAGGCACCAAGGUCAGUUGUUUCUUUGGCCCCCGUAUCUUUGUCUCAGCGCACGAUCACUGCGUCCGUCUACGAGUGCUGCCAUUGAUCUCACAGAGGCCACCUCAAGUUCUAUGCCCAAAAGAAUGCCACUUCCAGGGGUUUGCCAUAUUACGGACUGUAUAUCCGGCCUGUGCCUGGAGGUAUGCUCAGCAUGCCCCAUUUCCGAGAGAAUUCAGACGCAGGUGGUGCAGCCUAAUGCACAUGCUCCAGAUACGGUGGACCGUUCCUGCUCUUACCGCUUUCCACCAGCGAGAAACUCACUCCCCCAGGCUGUAGCUUUGGGUAGCUUGCACCAUCUCCGUUGCAAAACCACACAGAGAUGGUGCAAGCACAUCCUCAUGUUCAGUUGUGGUAACCGAGGUUUUGUUUCUUGUACCUUACAGCAACAAACUCACUCCCCUGGUCCGUGUCUGGGAGCCAGCCUGCACCAUCUCCGUAGAG